UGCGCCGACUGUCGGAUAUUGUAUGGGAACCAUCGGAAGUUACUCACGACUGAACAAUCUGAUAACAAUCUGAACAACAUUUUCGUAUCCAUUGAUUUGUUAAUAGGAGACCGUUUGUUAUACAUGAAUGUGAUGAAGCAAUGUAUUUUAUGUUAAGUGAAAUGUGCUUCAGUGAUUGCGUAUCCUGCGCAAACGCAAUAAUCGUACAGUGAAACACUAAACCCGACUCAGUGGCGUUGAAGCCACGUCCGAGGAUGGCCGCUUCGUGGUAUUCCAUCGCGUUCCUCGCAGUCACAGCUCUUGGAGCAUCCAUCGGUCCGAAGAAGCAAUUGCAAUCGAACGUUUUAGACCGAUCGGGGUGUGGUAGAGUAUGGGUGACAGUCCACUCUCCCAGCAUCCGAAGGCCCGGAGGAGAUCUUCUCGACGCUAUCGAACUUAACUGGGAAUUCACCACGUGCUCAAACAAACCGACGCAGAUCGGCCUCUUCAAUCACAAGCCGUCGAUGUGGGCCAACUCAAUCGCCAUGUAUCAAGUGAAUUCACCAGAGGGUCAUGUAAUAACAAACAUAUCUCUCGGCGAUGCGUAUCUUCCCGGAGGCUGGGACAAAGGCGCCGGGGCGAGGGGACCCAAUUGUCUCUGGCCAUGGGCGGGAGCGGGAGAUAAACACAUACAAGCAACCAACUGUCUGAAGAUUCAACCAACUUGGAUGGAAGACAACGCUGAGAGUAUUAACAAAUUGCGUAUCGGAGAGCUUGCCAUCCCGGGAUCCCAUAAUGCUGGUGCUUGGAAAUUCGACACCGAAAUCAGCACAGUCUCACGGGAUAGCUUCGUGCUGUGUCAGGACAGAUCCAUCUGGCAGCAGCUGGUCCACGGGAUAAGAUAUUUCGAUUUUAGGAUAGCGUAUUAUGAUUUCUAUCCGCGAAUGGAAGACAGAUACUGGCUGAAUCACAACUUAAUCCGUGUUCGGCCAUUGGUGCCACUUUUGAAAGAAAUAAGAAAAUUUCUUGAUAACACUAAAGAGGUAAUUUUUCUCGACGCACACCAUUUUCCGGUUGGUUUUUAUCAUCAGAACGGGGCACCGAUUUGGGAGGUCCACAACGGUUUGAUACAAAUAAUACAAAGAGAGCUGGGACCUCAUCUAGCAUCAGCCUCCCAGUUCGGGACCAACCCUGGCACUAGAGGCCCGACACUCCAAAGCCUCGUCAAUGCUGACAAACGCCUGGUCUUUAGUUAUGUUGACAACAGCAUAGUCCUUGGUAACAGAUGGUUAUGGCCUAUUUUACCUCACCUCUGGGCGAAUACGAACAAACCAGUCGAGCUUUUCAACUUCUUAGAUCGCAACAUCAAUAAUCAUCCGUUGCCAUCAGCUCGCUCUCCGCUUUUCUCUGCCAUGGCUCAAACAACACCAACUGUGUUCGACAUUCUUUUUCUGCGCGGAUCUUUGAGAGAAAAUGCUGAUACUGUAAAUCGUCUUGUAACAAAACGACUUACUACUCUCUGGCGACAUAAUGCCAAUAUUGUCUCCUCGGAUUUCUUUUUAGGCAACGAUGUCAUCGAUGUAUCAAUAGCUCUUAGCGUGGAGCGAUCAAAUAGAUUAUGACGAAGAAAUCACUUAAGAAGUGGGGGCAUUGUAGUCAACAAAUAUCGUCCUCGACUUGAAAAGAGUGGACGUCGUCACCAAAGAUUUACGCUAGCUAUACAUAAUAGAGACCGCACGAUAAUGCUUCCUUGAUUGUAUCUAUACUACUUUCUUACUGUUUGUACAUUAUAAAGUAAAUAAUAAAAUGUAACUGCCUAACAUUGUGAUGUAAAAUAGAGGAAAAGUGAUAUAUUUUAAGUAUUCAAUUUAGUCGUUAAGAUUGAACUAGUCCAUCGUUACGUGUUAAGAA
Molecule: messenger RNA, 1890 nt
Organism: Danaus plexippus (monarch butterfly)
Lineage: Eukaryota; Metazoa; Arthropoda; Insecta; Lepidoptera; Nymphalidae
Product: PI-PLC X domain-containing protein 3-like
Exons: 7
Coding region: 255-1601 (448 amino acids)
Biological process (GO): lipid metabolic process
Molecular function (GO): phosphoric diester hydrolase activity
Source: RefSeq, a predicted model, not a curated record